UUCAAAUUUUUAUUUAUGCAAAUUUAAUCGAAAUUCAUCUGUUCCUAAAACUAAAUUAAAAUAUCUUCUUCAAAUAAUGUAAUUAAAUUUAUUUUCUCUCUUUCUCUCUUAGUCCAAUUCCAGUCUUGAUUGUUUGCCUUCCACUGAAAAGAAUUCUCUCAUUUCCAAGAGAUCGUCGCACAGCUGUUUAUGUAAAGAUUCAAUGGAACCACAAACACCACCAAACUCUGUUGGAAGUGAAGAUCGCGGCACAUGUUCAGCAGUAAACUUUUCAAGAUCAAGUGAUGACGAAUGAAGAUGCAUCUUCACGAUGUCUCCAUCCAUGAAUGGUUUAAUAAUCGCCAUUACAAGAUGAAAAAACGAAACUGUGUUGAAAAUAUGAAUGGAAUGAAUUUUGUAAGGAAUUCCCUCUUGCAAGAACGCUAAGAAUUUCUUCAUCGAACUCAAUUUAUUCCGCAACAAAUGGCCAGCGUUGAAAUUCUUCAUGUCGUAGAGAAGAAUCAAGCCGUUGGUUGGUCCGUGUUUGUACACAAGAGCCUCUACAAUGAAUGUCAAGAAUGUACUUAAUAUCGAAUAGGGAAAGAUUGAAUGUGUUACCAAUCAUCAUGAGAAAAGAGGUUGCUGAUGGAUCAUAAACAUAUCUCUUAGCGAUGGGACUCGACAAUCCAUGAAAAGCCACGGCAUAGCCAUCAGGUGUACAAGUUCACAAGACUAGCACAAAAAUGAUGACCACGAAACAUUCACAUCCUUACAAGGAUCAUCCUGAGCCUUACAAAUGGCCUGAGGAACGUCUCGGAGAGAUUGAAGAAAUUUAUCAAUGGAUGAUCAAACAACCGAGAUUUCCAAAAAUGACAAAAAAUCAUGCACAUCAGUUCUAUCACGCAUGUAUAUACAACAAAGAGGAUACGAAAAAAGCCUUCAAUCGAUACGUUGAGCUUAGAGCGUCAUCUGUCGAAUGCUUUGGAAUUCGAGACCCCCUUCUGCCUGAGAUUCAAUUCAUUUACAACGCUACCAACAUGGUGGCACUUCCCAAUCUCACAAAAGAAGGUUACAGAAUUCUCGCAUAUCGACUUAAAGAUUAUAAUCCGUCGAACAUAAUUUUUGGGGAUGGCGUGAAGGCCUUCAACAUGUUUAAUGACGUUAUUAUAAGUGACGAUGGGCCUAUUAACGGCUAUGUUGUCAUAUUUGACAUGGAAGGUGUCUGUUUGAGGCAUUUGACAAGAGUUCAAUUCGGUCCAUUGAGAAACUUUAUGUCUUAUAUUCAAGAAGCACAUCCAGUGAGACUUAAGAAAAUCUACAUUGUUCAUACAGCAUGGUUUGUAAAUCAAGCUUUUGCGAUUGUUAAACCUUUCAUUAAAACUGAACUGAUGUCCCUUUUGCAUUUUACAACUGAAGGCCCAGAUGAAAUAUUUCCACCGGAACUUUUACCGGAGGAUUAUGGAGGUGAACUUAAACCAAUGGAUGAGUUUCAUAAGGAACAAAAGAAACAUUUAGAAACAGAAUAUAGAGAAUGGCUGAUUGAGUCGAGUUACUUUAAGCAAUUGCCGAAGGAAAAGAAGAAAGAUAAGAAUUCUCUUGAUGCAAAUUCAAACGCUUUCGAUCCUCAAAUUGCAUCGAUGAAUCAAUUAUCGAUUGAUUAAUUUUGAUAUGAAGAUUCUCAGGUUUAAAUAUUUCUCCUUGCGUGCCUUGACAGUUUGUUGUGACAUGACGUUACGUUGAAUUGUAGUUAAAUUGUGAAUAGGUUUGUGGUUUAAAGAAAAAGAACUUAAUUAGUUAUGUAAGAACAACAGUUAGAAGAAUGUUUAUGAUUAAUAAAAUUAUUAACUGUACCGAUCAUUAAUAUUAAAUAAAUGCUUUUGAUACCCUCCUUAAGUAUAAUAUUAUU
Molecule: messenger RNA, 1885 nt
Organism: Clunio marinus
Lineage: Eukaryota; Metazoa; Arthropoda; Insecta; Diptera; Chironomidae
Source: the annotation of a GenBank genome assembly